Molecule: messenger RNA, 1810 nt
Organism: Harmonia axyridis
Lineage: Eukaryota; Metazoa; Arthropoda; Insecta; Coleoptera; Coccinellidae
Gene: Srp54k
Product: signal recognition particle 54 kDa protein
Exons: 7
Coding region: 129-1655 (508 amino acids)
Biological process (GO): SRP-dependent cotranslational protein targeting to membrane; SRP-dependent cotranslational protein targeting to membrane, translocation
Cellular component (GO): cytosol; signal recognition particle, endoplasmic reticulum targeting
Molecular function (GO): GTP binding; endoplasmic reticulum signal sequence receptor activity; 7S RNA binding
Source: RefSeq, a predicted model, not a curated record
AGAACUGUCAGUGUCAGUGUCAAAUUGUCAAUAUGAAUAUAAAACAUUUCACAUAAGAUAGAUAAAUAUCAAAAAAUCACAACAAGAACAUUUUUCCCUUUUUUAAUUGCUGAAGCUAUAAUUUCAAGAUGGUUUUAGCAGACUUAGGUCGUAAAAUAACGACUGCCUUGCAGUCGUUGAGUAAGGCAACAAUAAUAAAUGAAGAGGUACUCAAUGGAAUGCUCAAAGAAAUAUGUGCAGCUCUACUUGAAGCUGAUGUGAAUAUCCGCCUUGUUAAAAAAUUAAGGGAAAAUGUAAGAUCUGUAAUUGAUUUCGAGGAAAUGGCUGGAGGUCUCAAUAAAAGAAGAAUGAUCCAAAGCGCAGUAUUCAAAGAGCUUGUAAAGCUUGUAGACCCAGGCGUUAAGCCUUACCAACCUGUUAAAGGGAGACCAAAUGUCAUUAUGUUUGUUGGUUUACAAGGUUCAGGAAAAACAACUACUUGUACAAAAUUAGCCUAUCAUUAUCAAAAAAAAAAUUGGAAAUCAUGUCUGGUAUGUGCUGAUACCUUCAGAGCUGGUGCUUAUGAUCAAGUUAAACAAAAUUGUACAAAAGCCAGAAUACCGUUUUAUGGAAGUUAUACUGAAGUGGAUCCUGUAGUAAUAGCUCAAGAAGGUGUCGAUAUGUUUAAAAAGGAAGGAUUUGAAAUUAUUAUCGUAGAUACUAGUGGAAGACACAAACAGGAAGAAGCUCUUUUUGAAGAGAUGUUGGCAGUAUCAAAUGCAGUAAAACCCGAUAACAUUAUAUUCGUUAUGGAUGCAACUAUCGGUCAAGCUUGUGAAGCGCAAGCUAGAGCUUUUAAAGAGAAAGUAGAUGUAGGAUCUGUAAUCAUCACAAAAUUGGAUGGUCACGCCAAAGGUGGUGGUGCACUCAGUGCGGUUGCAGCAACAAACAGUCCUAUUAUCUAUAUUGGUACCGGAGAACACAUAGAUGAUCUAGAAUCCUUCAAAACCAAACCCUUCAUCAGUAAACUACUGGGUAUGGGAGAUAUAGAAGGAUUGAUCGAUAAAGUAAAUGAAUUGAAACUAGAGGAUAAUGAAGAACUACUAGAAAAAAUUAAACACGGUCAGUUCACCCUUAGAGACAUGUAUGAACAGUUCCAGAAUAUAAUGAAGAUGGGACCUUUUUCACAAAUAAUGGGAAUGAUACCUGGAUUCAGUCAAGAUUUUCUGUCCAAAGGAACGGAGCAAGAAUCAAUGGCAAGGUUGAAAAAACUUAUGACAAUCAUGGAUAGUAUGAAUGACGGAGAGUUAGACAGUAGGGAUGGAGCUAAAAUUUUCUCUAAACAACCUGGCAGAGUUAUCAGGGUCGCCACAGGCUCAGGAGUUACAGAGCGUGAGGUCAAAGAAUUGAUUUCCCAGUACACAAAAUUCGCCGCUGUUGUCAAGAAGAUGGGCGGAAUCAAGGGUCUCUUCAAGGGUGGCGAUAUGGCUAAGAACGUCAACUCGAACCAAAUGGCAAAACUGAACCAACAGAUGGCGAAGCUUAUGGAUCCAAGGGUACUCCAUCAAAUGGGAGGCAUGAAUGGCUUGCAGAACAUGCUGAGACAACUCCAAUCGGGCGCUGCAGGUAGCAUGGGAGGUUUGGGCAACCUCAUGAAUAGUUUCGGCGGAAAAUAAUAUCGGUCAAACGUUUGAAGCAAAUUGAAUACGGUUGUACAUUUUUGACUCGUUUUCCAAUCAGAUCUAUAUUGUUUGGCAUUUAUAUUUUUUUUUAAGUUCACCUGUACAUUGUUAUUGUGCAUUUUAUAAUGUCAAUAAAUUUUGCGAGGAUA